CUCCCUUGACGAGAACGUUGUGAACAAUUGCACGCAUCAUGGGGAACUUCAGCGGGCAGGCCCUCACUCACAGCAAGGUUUGGGGCGUUCAUGGUUCUUCGAUUCGCACCCUGCGAGUUUGCAGCUCCAGCGAUUACCAAUUCGCGGCCUAACCAUGAUUGCCUGUCGAAUCUGAGCCUGAGUAAGGUAUCGAGCAAUAUUUGGUGGCAAAAAGCAGGUAGUGCUCAAGGCAGAGCCCGAUGGCAGAUGCAGCAUUGCGGACAAGAGCUUUGUCAUUGUACCGGUCGCUCAUGAGAUCAUCUCGCACAUGGCCAGGACCACCCAAAGAAAAGCAGUACAUUUAUGAAGAGGCUUACAUUCUGUUUAGAAGAAACCAGCAUCUCAAUGAUCCUGAUGAAAUUGCUAAAAAGAUAGAUGAAGGGGAGAAGAGAUAUCAGAUUGCGUGGCAUUAUAAGAUCCCAUAUCCACGCGUUCACAAUCUUCCGUUAGGCGCUUUCAUAGAGAAGCCUGAAACCGAAUAUCAGAUUCCGUCUCAAGAGAUGGGUAGUUUGGAUGACGAUUUAGACGACCUUCCAGGACUUAGUAAAUCAAGGAGGUGCAAAAUACUUCAGUGAGCUUGGAAUACUGCUCACACUUCAGAUGGGGCCUGUGCUACGCUGCCUCUUUCAAGCGGUUUUUAUAUGGUUUUUCAGAUGCCGCCUCACACUGAGGCAUCGGAUGAGGAUCAUUUUCGCAGGCUAUGGGUAUUUUUUCUUCUUCUCACGCAGGCUCCACUUCACUACACCUGCCUCGUUUGGCCUCUUCUAUUGUUAUUCUGAUUUGUUCACAACUGAGGAAAAGGCCAUGUCAAGUGACCCUCGACGUGGUUUACAAGCGUUGGACAGUUUCCAGUCGAUUUGCGACAGAAAACCUCGUUGGUGCUGAUUGAAGGCUCACAUGGAAAUUCACAUAGCCAACGUUCAUCUGGAUUUACCACCUGUAUGUAAAUUAAGUGCCUUUCUUAUAUUGUUGUGCACUUCAGUGCUAUCUUUCCA
Molecule: messenger RNA, 1034 nt
Organism: Physcomitrium patens
Lineage: Eukaryota; Viridiplantae; Streptophyta; Bryopsida; Funariales; Funariaceae
Cellular component (GO): mitochondrion
Source: RefSeq, a predicted model, not a curated record